AUGUCUUACGAUCUAAAAAGUCUAUCUUUUGAGUCACUUGAGCCAGCACUUAUUUUUUACCAUAGGAUUGAGUUAAAACUGUGGACUGGUAAUGAAGAAAAGGAAGCUAACAAAUUUUAUAAUGCAAUCGAAUAUGCUUUGCAAGAUGAACUACUUGAAAACCAAAGAAAAGAAAAACUAUUACUUCUUAAAAAAACUCCUGAAAUCAGUGUUAUUCAAGAAUUUCAAAACAAUACCAUUCUUAAAUGGAUUAUCUCUGAAAGUUCUAUAGCCUCCUUGG
Molecule: messenger RNA, 280 nt
Organism: Racocetra fulgida
Lineage: Eukaryota; Fungi; Glomeromycota; Glomeromycetes; Diversisporales; Gigasporaceae
Source: the annotation of a GenBank genome assembly